This is a messenger RNA of Paracoccidioides lutzii Pb01, 708 nucleotides long. RefSeq lists its product as hypothetical. The record is from RefSeq and is a predicted model, not a curated record. Bases 1 to 708 code for a protein of 235 amino acids. The transcript has 2 exons.
AUGUCAGGUCGCUUUCAGGUAUCUCGACUGCAGACAACUAAAAUCACAUAUCAGGGGAUAUGCGGAAUCCCAAUUCCAGACCUCUAUGGGGGAUAUGAUUACAAUUUUAGAUUCCAGGAAGAGAGCCCCAGUUCCAUAUGCAACCGUACACUGGAAACGCCCAUUGACCACGAUGCAGAAGGUCAAUUGUUUCAAUCCAUAGUCAUCCGUCACAACAAGGAGAUUUUUGCCGCACGUUCAUGGGUCUGCCAAAUAUGUGGAGAGCCUGCAAAGGAAUUAUACCAUUCCGGCCUUCCCUUUCUGAGUCCCCGGGUAGGAACAUCUCCUGCCUCUCGUCCGUUAUUUUGGGAUUCAGUCGUGCCAAUUUGUCGAUCUGCAGGGGAGUGCGAUCGGCGAGCGGAGCAGGCUGCCAAAGAUUAUGUUAAUAACAUACUGCGUCCCGAAUUUCCAAUCCCUUCUGCAACGAGCUGCGAGUGCUGCGGGCGUAAUAUUCCUGUGGUAGAAGGACCCUUCCACAACGUUAAUCGGUGUGGUAUGUUCCACAAUCAAGGUAUUGCUCCACCAUAUGCCAGUCCUUUGACUGGCCCAAGCAUAAGUGGCAAUGCCGCCAGGCACAGAAAGAACGCGCUCGAAAGGAAAAGAAUCGUACAUGUGGACCAAAAUUCCGUGUUUGCAAUACGUGAAUAUCGACGUGUCGGGGAAUAUUGA